Messenger RNA from Poecilia latipinna (sailfin molly), 1056 nucleotides. Its product is annotated as putative acyl-coenzyme A thioesterase 6. Gene Ontology annotation, molecular function: fatty acyl-CoA hydrolase activity. Bases 1 to 879 code for a protein of 292 amino acids. The transcript has 3 exons. Lineage: Eukaryota; Metazoa; Chordata; Actinopteri; Cyprinodontiformes; Poeciliidae. Gene Ontology annotation, biological process: fatty acid metabolic process; acyl-CoA metabolic process. The record is from RefSeq and is a predicted model, not a curated record.
AUGGCCAGCAGCAGCUUCUUUGGAUUUAAAGUGACAAGUGGCCCUAAAAGAGCUCAAAUUCUUUUUGUUUUCUUUUUGCUUAAAGGAGAGGGUCCGUUUCCUGCUGUGUUGGAUCUGGGCUCCUUAAGGUCAGAGAAAAGGGCCUCUCUGCUGGCCAAUAAAGGCUAUAUAGUUCUUGCUUUACCCAUACUCGCUGGAAAACCCAAACUGGAAAGGAUUAAUCUGGACGAUUUCGAAGAAGCAGUGCAGUUCCUACAAAACCAGCCAAAGGUGAGCAGUAAAGGAGUUGGAGUAAUAUCCCUAUCCAAGGGGGGCGACAUUGUGCUUUCUCUCGCUGCUUUUGUGCCCGGAGUUGAAGCUGUGGUCUGGAUCAACGGCUGCUCAGCUAACACAGCCUUACCCCUGUAUUAUAAGAAUAGACAGAUUCUCUCAGCAUUGAAGUUUGACAUGGACAAAAUGCUUUCCACUGAGUCGGGAGCCCUUGUCACCAAAUAUUCCAUGCAUGAUCCUCUGAAGGAGGAAAACAAGGCAUCCCUGGUGCCUAUCGAACGAGCAAGUGCACGUUUCCUGUUUGUAGCUUCAGAGGACGACUUGAACUGGGACAGCAAGGCCUACAUGAACGAGAUGGUGGACAGACUGAAGCGUCAUGGGAAGGAGAACUUUGAGAGUGUGAGCUACCCUGGAGCCGGGCAUUGUUUAGAGCCCCCGUUUGGACCGUACUGCCCUUCCAGCUUCCAUGGGUUCAUAGGUGUGCCGGUCCUGUGGGGAGGGGAGCCCAAGGCCCACGCUGCUGCUGAAGUCCAUCUAUGGAGGAAGAUCCAGGAGUUCUUCAGAACUCACCUAAGCUGUGACAAAAUUCAAAUUAAAUCCAAGUUAUAGUGCUGCUGUCCUUCAAUCAAAAACCAGCCAAGAUAACUAAAAGAGAGUUUUGGGCUGAAAGGAAGAUCCAUUACUCCAAAAAAAUAAAACAAAAAAAAGCUAGAGUACAGUUUGAAAAUCCGCUAAUAAAGCAAACCUUAAUUCAAUCUAUAUAAACUCAUGUUUUUGAAAGCUGUU